Molecule: messenger RNA, 4418 nt
Organism: Formica exsecta
Lineage: Eukaryota; Metazoa; Arthropoda; Insecta; Hymenoptera; Formicidae
Product: neurogenic locus notch homolog protein 3-like
Biological process (GO): cell-matrix adhesion
Cellular component (GO): basement membrane; extracellular region
Molecular function (GO): serine-type endopeptidase inhibitor activity
Source: RefSeq, a predicted model, not a curated record
AGAUAAUGCGACGAAUACGGCUUCCGUAGCCGUAAUUAACGUUCCCAUCGAUUAUUCGCGACGGCUUGAAGCCGUUUUAAUCAAGACGCUACUGUGUUGCAGAUAUAGCGGCCGGCUCAAAAAUUACUUGAUGCGCUGAGGAUGCGCCGUGAUUUCUGCAACGGUGGGCUUGCCUGCGCCGUUGUGUGGGUGUCGUCGACCUGCCUGCUGCUCGUUCUCUCCUUGUCGUCAUCAAUCACCGCAGAGCCAUCGCUGAAGGCCGUCGGUCGAUGUCCGUCCCUCGACGAACAGAACGUGUGUCCAUCGCGGGCGCCGGCCUGCGAGAAUGAUUCUCAGUGCCAGAGGAACACGCCGGAGGAACGCUGCUGCAGGACCGCGUGCGGCUUCCGAUGUGUUGCGGGCCAACUGACCGGAUGCGAGCAAUUAGCACUGGCGGCCGUGAGGCGAUCGCGGGCUCUCGGUACCGAGGGCCCGUCGCAAUUCGUGCCGCGAUGCGACAAUAAGACUGGCGAAUUCGAAAAGAUACAGUGUGAUCCGCAAGGACGCGACUGCUGGUGCGUCGACGCGAUCGGCACCGAAAUUCCCGGUACCAGAGCGCCCAACAAGGAUGACAUCGACUGUUACAAGCCCCGCGUCUGUCCCGCUCACAGCUGUCGUAUGUUCUGCCCCUUGGGAUUCGAGAUCAACGAGAGUACUGGCUGUCCCAAGUGCGAGUGCCGGGAUCCUUGUCGCGGUGUCACUUGUCCGGGAAGUGGACAGACAUGCGAGCUGAUCGAGAUGAGUUGCGCACGCCCGCCAUGUCCUCCGCUACCAAGCUGUCGGAAGGCCAAGUCUCUGUUGACGAUCUGUCCGACGGGAGAACCUUUACAAAUCACCGAUUCACCACGGCCGUUCCUCUGUGGCGACACGCCGGGCAAGCCGACCUGUCCGCCGAUGUAUAGUUGCCUGGUAGAGUCUGGACAAGAGUACGGGGUCUGUUGUCCAUCCAGCGUAAAUUUGCAGCGAGCCGGCUCGUGUCCCGUGGAGGAGCCCGCGAACUCAGCCUGCGCACCCAGCUGCCGCUACGAUCUCGAGUGUCCUGGACCCCAAAAGUGUUGCAGCAGCGAGCGUUGCGGCGGUAACGUGUGUGCGAUACCCCGAGGCCUCAGUGUGUGCCAUCGUGACCGCAUGCUCGCCGAGAUGCUCAGCAUCUCCGAGCGCCAGGGUCGCGGUUACGUUCCGCAGUGUACGGAAGACGGAGAUUUCGAGACGAGACAGUGUUCGAGGAACGGUCUUGUUUGCUGGUGCGUGGACGACGAGGGUAGAAAGAUAUCCGGUUCCAUGGGUCCCUCCGAGAAGAUUGACUGUAGAUCGAUAAGUAAGGCGCGCUCGCUUCCGGCGUCUUGCACCCCUCAGCAGUGCGCCCAGGUUUGCCAGUACGGCUUCAAAACGGAUGCCUUCGGUUGCCCAACUUGCGAAUGCGACGAUCCGUGCGAAGGAUUUCCUUGCCCCGAAGGACAAGAAUGUACUCUAAAGCGGGAGGACGGCUGCCCAGAUUUUCUCUGUCCAACGAAGCCGGAAUGUAAACCCAGGAAGACUUUUAAAAGUCCUUGCCUUUUUGGUACGCCGCUGAUUGAUCAGGAUGGAAAUGCCGCGACUUGCUCCGCUAACGAAACUUGUCCCGACAAUUACAAGUGCACGGUGGUAUCAGAAGCCGGUCAAUCGGUGUGCUGUGUGGAAACACCAAGCCUUGCAAAGGCACCCACAAUGUGCGAGUAUCUGCGAGAUUUUAACGAUCGCAUGGAAGGUACGAGGGAGGGAAUGUCUCUGGCGAUCCCGGCGCCUCAAUGCGAGCAAAAUGGCAGCUUCAAGUCUCUACAGUGUCACAACAGUACAGAUUGUAACUGUGUGAACCAUCGCGGAGUGAUCCUGAAGACCGGAGUAGGUCCUGCCGCCUCAGCCGAUUGUAACGCCAUCAAAGAGUUCACGCGAAUCUGCAAGCAUCUCUAUUGCAACCUGAUCUGUCCGUACGGCUAUGAAGUGGACGAAGCCGGUUGCGAGCAAUGUCGUUGUCACGAACCUUGCCGCGAUGUCGUUUGCAACUCGCAAGAGACCUGCACUAUGAUAGACGUGAAUUGCGGUCCGGAUCAGUAUUGUCCGGCGGUACCGGCUUGCUUGACGACAAAGCCCGGCCAGUGCCCGUACCUUGCCUGCCCGUCCGGUGACAAAUGUUGCUCGACUGGCUGCGGCACGCAAUGCGUAGCCCCCGUCAUGGCCACGGCCUGCCAGCAUGCCCGUGCGGUUGCUGAACACGCCGCCAGAGAAUCGGGCGAGCCCGCUAGAAGAAUCUAUAUACCUAGAUGCGAUGCCAACGGCGCCUUCGAGCCGGUUCAGUGUCACAAUGGCGUGUGCUGGUGCGUGGACGAAGAAGGCAAGGAAGCAGCGGGCACCCGAGUUGUCGAAGGAAUCGUGCCACGUUGUAAUACGCCUUUCAGAUGUCCGGAGAUUGACUGCAAGCUCGAUUGCCCGGACGGUUUCGAACUUGACGCGGAUACCGGCUGUCCAACGUGCUUGUGCCGCGAUCCGUGCCGCAGCGUCGUAUGCCGCGGCGAAAACGAAGCGUGCAGAAUGGUUGAGGUGGCGUGUAGCGCGCCGCCGUGUCCUCCCGUACCCGUUUGUCUGCCGAAGAAGGACAAUCCGUGUCCGAACGGCUCACCGUUAGUUGAGCAGAACGGCUCGGUUGCCACCUGCGGCCCUCACGGCCACCAUUGUCCUUCGACGCACAAGUGCGAGCUGUCGCCGCUGGACGAGUACGCGGUAUGUUGUCCGAAACCGCGUGAUGUAUGCUUCGAGCCACCGAGACGAGUACCGUGCAAUCCGGGUGCGGGUUUCAAUGAGACCGAGAGGUGGUUCUUUGAUCCGGAACGCAACGAGUGCCGACAAAAGCACGAAUGCACCCUUGGCCACAACGAUUUCUCCAGCCGGCUGGUAUGCGACACCGUGUGCCCCGUGUUAUCGCAAUGCGAGAGGCUGCGCGAAAAGAAUCUCAAGAAAUCACAGAGGCUUAAGCAAUCCACGUUCCUACCCAAGUGCAAUCCCGACAGUGGGACGUGGGAACCGGUGCAAUGUCUGGAGCACGUCGGUGUCUGCUGGUGCGUCAAUCGCAAGGGCCAGCCGAUUAAGGGUUCGCUCAUCAGGGGCGCCGAGCCAAAAUGUAAUUUCCGGCAAGCUAGACGAGGCGGCAGGGGACCACAAGAAAUAGAUCGUGAGAUUGAAGCGAUCAUGGAUAACGCUUUGUUGGACUUGGAAAUGGACGAGCGGCGAGCGGGGAAGAUUCUCGGGACGAGGUGUCAGGCGAUGAAAGACAAAGGCCAUGUGCCGACAAUAUGCGAUCCGCAGGGUAGAUUCGAGCCUACACAGUGUGCCGGCGAUACUUGCUGGUGUGUCGACGAAGCCGGUAAUCAAUUGAUCGGCUCCGAGCCGUUUUUGAAGGGAACGAGCAUUUGCCUGCCCACACCGGUCGAAGCCGUCGAGGUGACAUUACGUUUCCCUGGUCGAUUCCUCGCCGCAGAUGAGGCACGAUUCACCGAAAAGGCCGAAGAUCUUCUACAUGAGCUCGGCGCGAUGCUCCGGAAAGGCGUACGAGUGGAAAUUAAUCAAGAUUCAGCGAUCUUAAGCUUCGAGAUUGUCGGCGCGAAUAAAGUAGACGUGGCGUUCCAUCUGGAGGAACUCACGCGAAUCCAGCAGCUAUCUAUGCUGGGUUCAUCCGCAGACGCGACGACCUCGCGCUUCACGCAUCGCUCCACUUCCGUGGCAAUGCAGAGUCGGAUCGUUGCAUUGGAGCAGCGCGAGAUUCUGACACAAGUGGAAACACCGGUCUAUCAAACGGCCACGCUCGUGCUCGCGGCAGGAAGCGCCUUCAUUAUUAGCAGCCUCGUCAUUCUGCUGAUGCUAUAUCGUAAAAAGAUGAAAAUGAAGGAUCCCACGAAGAUGCUCCCCGUGGACCAACACUUUCUCGCUUACAGCCAGCAACCGGUCUACGUGAUAUCGGGAACGGAACAAGAUGAGAAGGAGAAGGAAGCUACGGCACAACAGAUACUGAAGGAUAUUGAUACAUCGGAUACCAUUGUUGAAGCAUAAAGCGAUUUGAUGCUCUUUUCAUGUCGAUCGUUUUCACCUUGUACGAUAGUGAUUCCUUAGUUUCUGUCUCCGGAAGGUUCUAAAAAAAAAUUAUAGGAAAUAUAAUGUAAUAUACAUGGGUGCAGGGUUAUCAAUCUCUAAAUCCUUCGAAGCACGCGCGUUAAUUUGACUUUGUCAAGUAGUUGCGCGAUAAUCGUGAUUUAUUUUUAAUCAACCAGUUAAUCAACCCCAUUGAGCCUCUCUGUCUCUGUCACAAUCUUUUUAUAUAAUCGAAUGAAAAAAUAAAUUAUGCAAUCAUA